CACAGGCGCGCCUGUGCCGUGUAGAUUGUCCGCAGAACCUCAGCGUGUGUGUGCAAAGAUGAAGGCAGCCCUGCUCGUAACGUUGGCCGUGGUGGCGGCCGCCAGUGCCGAAUGGAUCGACAUUGACUGGUCGCGAGUGAAGCCGAUCGACCAGUUCGAUCACUACUGGCAGCGUCUGCCGGCGGAGCUGCAGUUCCUGCGCCACGCGCGGCCCGCGCAGCGCAUCGUCAACGGGCAGGAGGCGGUGCCGGGCCAGUUCCCGUACCAGAUCGCGCUGCUGAGCAACUUUGCUGCGGGCGGGGGCCUGUGCGGUGGCACCAUCAUCACGAACACCUUCAUCCUGACCGCCGCUCACUGUGUGGUGGAUGGGGCCGGUGCUCUCGCCACCGAUGGUACGGCCAUCCUGGGCGCCCACAACCGGACCGCCACCGAACCGACCCAGCAGCGCAUCGGCUUCGUGCGCGACGGUGUGUUUGUGCAUCCGAGCUACAGUGCGACGCUGAUCCGGAACGACAUUGCGACGGUGCGCCUGAACUCGCCCGCCGUCUUUAACGAGCGCGUGCAGCCGAUCGAGCUGCCGGCCCGGUCGGACAGCCGUACGUUCGCUGGCAUGAUUGGAACCGCUUCCGGGUUCGGGCGCACGUCGGAUGCGCUGCCGGGCGCGUCGGAUGUGGUCAUGUACACGAGCAACCCGGUCAUGACGAAUGCGGCCUGUGUCAGCGCCUGGAACAUCAUCCUCGUGUCGGACCAGAACGUAUGUCUGGAUGCUACUGGUGGCCGGUCGGUGUGCAACGGUGACUCCGGCGGUCCGCUGACCGUGCAGGACGGGGGCGAAAGUCUAGAGAUCGGUAUCGCUUCGUUCGUGUCGGCGCAGGGUUGCGCCUCGGGCAUUCCGUCCGUGUGGGUGCGCAUCUCCUUCUAUCGCGAUUUUAUCGAGCAAAACUCAAACUACGUGUUCCGUGCGUAAAUCCGGGAAGGGAAAGAAAUCCAAGUCCAUUUCGUUGUAAAUACAGUAGGAAUAAAAAUGAACAUUGUGUUUAAA
This is a messenger RNA of Anopheles arabiensis, 1042 nucleotides long. Its product is annotated as brachyurin-like. The record is from RefSeq and is a predicted model, not a curated record. Gene Ontology annotation, molecular function: serine-type endopeptidase activity. The transcript has a single exon. NCBI's taxonomy places the organism in Eukaryota, Metazoa, Arthropoda, Insecta, Diptera, Culicidae. Bases 59 to 967 code for a protein of 302 amino acids. Gene Ontology annotation, biological process: proteolysis.